Molecule: messenger RNA, 10017 nt
Organism: Symbiodinium sp. CCMP2592
Lineage: Eukaryota; Dinophyceae; Suessiales; Symbiodiniaceae
Source: the annotation of a GenBank genome assembly
AUGAAUUCAGGUGACAAAGAUUCGUCUUGGUUGAAAUGCCAGUGGAACGGCGAUCCGGGAGGAUGGGCAGAUUUCUUACGAUGCGUCCGUCUCGCAUUCGAGAAGACCUCGAGACGGAAGCGUCAUCUGCUGGGUCCUGAGAUAGUGGGCCAGCUCAGUGGCCGCGCAUGGGUGGUGACUCAAGAACUUGAUCAUCGUCAGCUUGUUCGUCGUGAUGGUGUUGUGUAUUUGAUCGAAUUCCUUAGAGAUCGACUUUGCAAAACGCCGAUUCCUGAUGUGGGGCUUCGCCUCGAACAACUCAUGAUCCGCUUGAGGCGCCACCCUGGCACGAGCAUGGCGACAUGGGCAACCCAGCUCAGAGAUGCUUAUCGUCAGCUUCAGCUUGCCCUUGCAAGAGCCCGGAAAGGACCCAGAGCUAUCUCCUCUCCUUCGCCGACCAGCACUCCUACCAAGACCCGCUCUUCGCGUCGUACCAGUCAAGGAACCUUGGAGGAGCCGCAUGCUGAAGAACCAACCGAAGGAGAACAAGAUGAAACGGAGACGCUGCCAGGAGCUCCCGACGAUGAAGAGCUCCGUCGCGAUGAAGAAGGGCUUUCCUCCUCUCCAGCGUCAAGGACUUCUGAGUCUCGACCGCCUCGACGGAAGCGCCGAGACAGUGACAGCGAUGACAGCGUAAAGGCCCUUGCUGACCUGGAAAUCUGGAGCCGCUACGAGGAGAAGUUAGAGGAAGUCUUGCCCUCGGAGCUCCUCGGAUGGUUGUUGCUGCGGCGAGCGGGCUUGAGUGCCCAAGCUCGCUUGAGUGUCCAGGCGGCUUCUGGCAACUCGCUGAAGCUCGAUCGAGUCGAGGGGGCGCUUCGUGGCAUGGAGGACGAGCUGUUGGCUCAGGAGCAAACCAGGACUCCUCAUCCUGCGGGCCGGCGUCGAUCUUUCUGGGUGGAAGAUGAAGGUCACUGGAGUAUUCUGCUCGCUGAUGACGAUGACCUCAGCGAGAGCCUGGAAGGAAUACCCACGCACUAUGUGGGCGACGAGAAUGCCUUCAACGUCUGGGCUGAGGACGAGGAGUACGGAGACGAGAGCUGGACAGGCAGCUCCGAUGGCGCCUACUGGGGCGAUGAGUUGCAUGGCUGGACUCCAGAGGAGGACCCCGCCAACAUCCUCACCGCCGAGGAACUUCAGCAAGUUGAGGAGGCUUACCAGGCAGCGGACUCCAAGCUUCGGACUUUCGUUGAUGCCAGGAAAGCUGUUCGAGCCCGCCAUCUGAGUCGAGGUUUCUAUCCCUUUGCCCCGCAGAACAAAGGAUUUCGCUCCCAAAAGGGAAAAGGAAAGAUGCGUUCCUUCCCGAAGGGCAAGGGCAAAGGAAAGAAAGGGGCUACGCCAACUUCACCUGUGGCCAGCCUGUCGGUGCCUGUGUUGAUGAGUGAGAGUCCGACCUUUGCUGUGAGUCCUGGACAGGCGGGUUACAGUGGGUGUUUCAUUUGCGGCGACAGGAGUCACCAGUUUCGCGACUGCCCCAGGCGCUCGACAAAAGGACCUGCAAAAGGAAGCGGCAAGGUCCACUUCCAUACGGAACCGGAGGUGUACAUGGUGCAGGCCAGCUUCUUCGACUUCCCCGAUGGCUACUACAGCUUCUUCGACUUCCCCGAUGGCUACUACAGCUUCUUCGACUUCCCCGAUGGCUACUACUGCUUCUUCGACUUCUCCGAUGGUUUCCACAGCUACUGCGACUACUCUGGCAAUGUUCCGAUGGUCUAUGAGGACACGACGGUGGACGUGCCAGAUAUGAUCCUGGUCCAAAAGUCAGUGGAAGAAGUAGCGGUCACGAACGCUGCCCCCAAGCGCUUCAAGUUUGGAAACGGGCAUAAAGACUUUGCGUCGGUUGCGGUCAGUCAUCGUGAUAUCCUGGUCAUGGGAGCCGUGGAUCCGAACCGAGGCAUCCAGCUGCAGCGCAGUGUGACAGGUCAUUUGCUGUUAGACUUGAGACAGGUUCCGGUGAAUGCCGAUGCGUUCCGGCUCGAGGAGACGGCAGCGGCGCCACCUUCUUCGAAGAGCACCGACAAGAACGAGGAGCAAUUCGUGACCUCCGGGAAGGAGGCGGCCAAGGCCAAACCGAAGAAAGGGGGCUACAAGUCCCAGCCGCUCGACUGGGACCGCACGGUCGAGAGCGAUCCUCGCGACCCUCGCCACAGUGGCCCUCCAUGCAACGGGGAACAUGUUCCAGCCCGGAUGUUCAAGGGCAGUCCCUCAGGUUCGAACCAGUACGGUCAAUGGAUAGCAUGCGAACGUUGCCUUCUACGCCUGUCUUACACACCACGUGCAGGAUGUCAUGCUCUCCACCGCUCCCCGGGAGCCCUGCCGAAGGACGUCCAGUCGGCGGUCAAGGAGGAGCUGCCCAAUCUGACCACGUUGAAGGACAAAGACAUUGGAUGGGCAGCUGCGGAGAAGAGUGCCGAGGACAACUUGAUGCGUGUGCGUCAGGCUCGAAUGAGCCAACAGGCCGGGCAACGUGGGGCAGUGCCAAAGCGACUUGCCCAGAAGGAACCCGGUCCCAAGGCAACCCCGGCAACCUCAGCACCUCCGACGAGCUCUCCGACUCCCACCUCGCCGACCAGCUCCCUGGGGACGUCAACUGUGGUGGUGGACGUGGAAGAAGUGAUCGAGGGCAUGCAUGCGCAUCCGGGCCGGAAGGCAGUGAAACGCAACGAGGAGGCAGCGGAGGAGAUGAUCGAGAACCUCGCGGCCUCCUACGUGCACGAGCGGGACUACUCCAUGGCGACGAUUGAAAAUUUCCUGAAGCAACUUCGAGCGGCGCAUGCGGUGCCCCAACGAAAGUUCAUGGACAAGAAGACAACCACUUCCUUCGUGGUGAGCUAUGGGUUGUACGCGCAUGGAUCUCAGUGUGGUGUCAUGAACUCCACGUUCCAGAACCCUCAGCUCAGCAAGUACGUCAACCAGUGGCUUCAGGCGUGGGCUCCAUCAUCCGCCCACUGGACUACGUUUUCGAUUGUGUACAACAUGGAGUCCAAGCCUCAUCGAGACCUCCACAACUUGAAAGGACAGCCGAAUUACGUGAUCACUUUCGGCGAGCAUGAGCAUGGAGAGUUGUGGUUGGAAGGAACCUCAGAGGACUCUGCCGCUGGAGGAGUGCGACGCCGUAAGAAGCCGAAUGGAUCCUUAGCCAACGGGCGACUCUUGUCCCCUCACCACCAGGUGAUUUCUUUUGAUGCGGACCAAUGGCAUGCUACCAUGCCCUGGCGAGGAACCCGCAUUGCACUGGCAGCCUACACGGCCCGCUCCUUCCGAGGCUUGGAUCCUGAACUUCGACGUGCUCUACUACAAGUGUCCUUUCCACUGCCACGACCUUCAGCCUCAGCCUUGAGCGUUUGUGAUGAUCAGACCUCACCGACUGAGACUUGUCACUUGUCGGUGGAUGAAAGACAGGCGAUCUUUAAUGACUUCGAGGAGUACCAGGAUCUCCUGCUUGAAAACUUCGAGACCGAAGAUGAUGAUGCUCGACUGUUCGGGCUUGAGAUCUGUUGUGCCACCGCCUCCAAGCUACGUGAUGAACUACAAUCUCGCGGCGAACGGGUGCAAACUCUGGGUUUCGCCGAAGGAGGUGAUUUGGGCACCAACCAUGGAGCCGAGCUGGUGAAGUCCACCAUUCUACGACUUCGACCCCGGUGGUUGAUCUGUCAUGUGCCACUGGGACCAACUCGCAAGAACAAGGAGGAUGAUAUGAGUUCCCCUCCGUGGCGACGCUUCAACAAGGUUGUCCGCCAUCUCCUGGAAACUGCUCAGGUGCAAAUCAACAAUGGAGGAGAGGUCUUGUGGUGCCAGCCGGCUGAAAGUUCAGCUCGCCUCCUGUCGUGCGUCCGUGCCUUCUGGUACCAGCACCAACAGCACGCAGAUGGCCGGGUGAUGAAGUGCGGUGAGACCCACUACAGAUCGACCUCUACCACUCUACUGCAGGGCCUUCCGAGUGUUUCUGAGGCCCCUCCUGACCUGGAGAAGAUGCUGGCUAAGCUCAUGCAGCAGGUGAUCCGGUAUGAGGCCGUGUUCUCCUUUGUCGGUGCAGUGGACAUGUCCGUUCUGGAGGGCAUCUCCUCUAAAGAGCUUGGCGAGCUGAUGGAAAGAGUGCAUCGAUUGCACUCCCGACUGGGACACCCCUCCAACCGACUGUUGGUUAAGAAUCUUCAGGCCAGACAUGCUGACAAAAGGUUGAUUGCUGCUGCCUCUCAACUGAAGUGUGAUGCCUGCCUGGAGAGUCGAAUCAAGGCUCCACGACCUCCUGUGGAUCUGUCAAGAUCCGAUCGCCUCUGGACCGACCUCCAGAUGGAUUUGUUCCAAAUGAAGAUCGAUGACCGGAUCUACCACUUCCUCCUCUUUGUCGAUGAGUGCUCAGGCUAUGCGGUGAUUCGGCUGGUGUUCGACCACUCGGCCCACAAAGGUGGCAAUGCAACCUCGGCACAAGUGUGCCAUCUCUUGGAAGAAGCUUGGACCCAGUAUUUUGGGUUCCCAGAACGAAUCAAGCUGGAUGCUGAGAGUGCACUACGAGGAACUCUUCUUCGAGAUUGGUGCGCCACCCGAGGAGUUGAGCUAGUCCAUGCCCCGGCUGAGCACCAUCAGUUCAUCAGUGAGGUGGAACGAUCAAUUGGAACUUUGCGCCGAAAGAUUGAAACUUUCCUACGAGAACGGCCUGAACACCCUCGUCAGGUGGCUUUGUCAAUGGUGACUUCGCACAACAGCCUGGCCCGAAUACACGGCUUUUCGCCGCUUCAAUGGGCAUUAGGCCGGGAUUUGAGUUUGAGUGGACACGUGAAUGAAGGCACGGGCGAACUUCCUGCUCUUUCCAGUGCUGGAACGCCGGGUGCUGAUCUCCACCAGACUCAACGGAUGCGACUUCGAGCUGCGCAAGCUUUCUUGGAGUUACGACACAAGGAACUCAGUGAUCGAGCAGCCAGGUCAUCUGCAUCUGCCUAUCCUCACUACUUGCCCGGGGACUUGAUCUACUACCGCCGUUACAAGACUCCUCAAGACCUUCCUGCCAACAUGUCAACCGACCAUCCGAGGAUGACGAUAUCUCGCUGGUACGGACCGGCACGGGUCCUGGCCACGGAAUCUCGAGGAGCUCCCGGGGAACGACGGCCAUCUUCACAUCUCUGGGUGAUUGCACAAGGCCGGCUGAAGAAAUGUCAUUACACCCAAGUGCGACCUGCUUCUGAAACUGAGCACCUGGUUGCUCAGCAAUCCUCCGGCACCACGUUUCCAUGGACAAUGUCCAAUUUGACCUCUCUGUUGAACAAGGGUGCCUACGAGGAUCUGACCCGCGAUCGCGCAGUAUAUCCAGAUGAUCUGGAAUUUCCGGAUGAGGAUGACCGCGACGAUGGACCUCUGCCCGGAGCGGAUGAUCAUGUUGGAAAUGGUGACCAAACGACGGAUCUUUUGUCGGAUGAGGAGCUGAUUCCUGCUGCGUCUUCUGCUGCUCGGAAAAGGGAAGGGCCAGAACCUGUGGAAGAAGAAGAGAUGGUUCCUGACAAUGCCGAGAUUGACUUGAAUAAGCUCUUCAAUGACCCCAGCUACAUGCCCUUCCAGCCGAUUCCGGCGUCAGCUCUGGUGUCGCCUUACCCUCGAGAUAGCUUCCGAGAGCAACGAGCCCGGCAUGAACAAGAUGAUCGUCCGUGGCAUGUGCGACGGAACGAGGGUGAGUCGUUGUACCAUGUGACUGAGGAGGCCGACAAAGUCUUCGCGGUGACCAUUGAUGCUCCUGCCGAUGCUCAAGCUUGGAAGAAAAUGGUCAAGCACCCUGAGAAGUUCAUGAGCAAGGCCGUUUCCAAAGGAGUGGAGGUUAGCUGGCAGCGGCUUUCUGCGGAGCAACGAUCCGCAAUGGCGGAGGCCAAGAGCCUCGAAGUCGCUCAGUGGGUUCAACUGAAGGUGUGCAAGCGGGUGGCCGAGCACGUUCCGGAGUCUCAACUCCUGCGGAUGCGAUGGGUCCUGACCUUCAAGGAAGCUGACCCAACGGAAGCUGGAAACCCUCAAGUGAAGGCCAAGGCCAGGAUUGUGAUACUGGGAUACAGUGACCCCGGACUUCUGGAAGACACAACGGCUUCCCCUACGAUGUCAAAGUUGACACGUCAGCUGAUGUUGAACCUAGCCUGCAUACGUCGAUGGGCUAUCUACUCCGCCGACGUACGCACAGCUUUUCUGCAGGCAAGACCUACUGAUCGAGGCCGGCGUCUACUGGCAAAACCGCUCCCGGAGUUGGCCGAGAAGUUGGGGCUCACACCCCAGGAAUGUGUGGAGCUCACUGGCUCAGCCUACGGCUUGGCAACAGCUCCGAAAGAGUGGUUUGCAGAUGUGUCAUCCACUCUCAAGAAAUUAGGAGCUCUACAAUGCCGAACGGACCCCUGUGCAUGGAUUGUACUGGGAGUUGAUGGCGAGGUGGCCGGUGCUCUCGCAAGCCACGUCGAGGUGGCCGGUGCUCUCGCAAGCCACGUCGACGACUUCCUGAUUAUGGGUAGUGCUACGGAUGCCAAUUGGCUUCGUUUCAUUGCUGCCUUCAAGGCGGCAUACAGCUGGGCACCCUGGCAGCAGGGAGAUUUCGUCCAUUGCGGCAUUCGGAUCCUGCAGCACGAGGACGGAUCCAUGACGUUGGACCACUCGGGGUUCUGUGCUGAUCUGGUUCAGAUGGAUCCUGCGGGUCCGGGAGAAACCAUGACCGAGAACCAGGUCCGGCAGGCCAAGGCGAUCCUCGGAUCUGCGCAGUGGCGCGUGACCCAGUCCGCCCCACAUCAUGCCGCGAAGCUGAGCUACCUUCAGACUCUACUGUCCUCCCGUUCAAGUUCCUGUGUGGACCAGAUCAACAAAUUGGUGCGGGAGAUUCAUAACGCCAAGCACAUCUCCAUCUCGGUUCAGAACCUGGGAGACUUUGACCCCAAGACUGCAACGUUCGUGGCCUGGUCGGAUGCCUCUCUGGCUAAUCGGCCUGACGGCACCAGCACAGGCGGACUGUUGGUCGGGAUGAUGAGUCCCAAAUCCAUGGAGCUGGGCCAAGGCAAGAUCAAUGUGAUCAGCUGGCGCAGCUAUAAGCUACCGAGGGUUGCGAGAAGCUCCUUGUCAGCUGAGGCGCAAGCUCUGAGCAACUGUGAACAAGAACUCAUGUAUGCACGCCUGGCUUGGUUCGAAUUGAACGGUGGCAAGGUUGAUGUGAACAAUCCUGCGGCAGGCACGUCUCAGGUGCCCGGUCAUUUGAUCAUCGAUGCUCGGGGCGUGUAUGACACCUUGAUGAAGGCCGAUCCGGGCAUGGCUUCCUUCAAUGUGAAAGACAAGUACACGUCAUUGGAGCUGAUGGGCAUCAGUGAGAACCUGCAGAGCCAAGGAACGAUCCUCAACUGGUGUGACUCCGACCACCAGUUGGCAGAUGGACUGACGAAGUCUGCGAAGCAGGACGUGCUGAAGAAGUUCUUGCUCCAAGGACGUUGGCGACUGCGCCAUCCGGGUGCCUUCAUGAGUGCUAAACGGCGUCGAGUUCUGGAUGGCAACCAACGUUUGGUAACGCCUCGGCAUGUUACACUCCAUCACAGGCUUUUGUAUGUUUCAGCUGCGCAGGAGCUUUUGUGCGGCUCUUCAGAGCCCGACCCUGCAGCUCUCAGAGCAGUGUGUGAAAAGCGAGCCGAGCCGCUCGGAUGCAAUCGCUCAGCGAUUGCAUCCGUCGGAUCUUCAAGCUUCCAGUGUCACUGGUGUUUUGCCAGUGACAACGCCUGGGCCUUUGCUGCAAAGAAAUCGGAUGGGAGUGUGGCUACUUGGGGUGAUUCACGGCACGGUGGGGACUCGAGUUCUGUCAGCAGCCGUUUGACCUCUGGUGUCGACACAAUCUAUUCCACCGAUUCGGCCUUUGCUGCAAGGAAAUCGGAUGGCAGUGUCGUGACUUGGGGUUCUUCCUGUUGCGGCGGGGACUCGAGUUCUGUCAGCAGCCAAUUGACCUCUGGUGUCGACAUGAUCUACUCUACCGCUUCGGCCUUCGCUGCAAAGAAGUCGGAUGGGAGUGUGGUGACUUGGGGUUCUGCUAGCAGUGGCGGAGCCUCGAGUUCUGUCAGCGGUGUCGACACCAUCUACUCCACCCUCUUUGCAUUCGCUGCAAAGAAAUUGGAUGGCAGUGUGGUGACCUGGGGUUCUUCAGAUUGGGGUGGGGACUCGAGUUCUGUCAGCAGCCAAUUGACCUCUGGUGUCGACAUUAUCUACUCCACCUCGUUUGCUUUCGCUGCAAAGAAAUCGGAUGGCCGUGUGGUGACUUGGGGUCGUGCAGAGUCUGGUGGGGACUCGGUUUCUGUAAGCCACUUGACCUCUGGUGUCGGCACUAUCUACUCUAAUUCCAAUGUUUUCGCUGCAAUCAAAUCGGACGGGAGUGUUGUGACCUGGGGUCGUUCAAAGUAUGGUGGGGACUCGAGUUCUGUCAGCAGCUACUUCGCAUGUGGCGUCGACGCCAUCUACUCCACCGGGUGGGCCCUGGCUGCAAAGAGAUCGGAUGGGAGUGUGGUGACUUGGGGUUCUGCAAGCAGUGGCGGGGACUCAAGUUCUGUCAGCAGCCACUUGACCUCUGGCGUCGACACCAUCUACUCCAAUAGUGAGGCCUUUGCGGCAAAGAAGUCGGAUGGGAGUGUGGUGACUUGGGGUGAUUCAGAUCGGGGUGGAGACUCGAGUUCCGUGAGCAGCCAGUUGACUUCGGGUGCCAUCCAGGAGGCAAAAAAAUCACCACUGCGCUUCGACUGCUCGGGGGAGAAAGACUACAAUGAAGAGCUCCUUGAAACAAGCGUGAACGAGCCCCAGAAGGUUCAGCAGCCAGGUCAAAACUGGUUGCCGUAUCUCGAGAACAUGCGCGAAGAAGCGGACAGGAUCCAGCAGAAAACGACGGCGACGGUGGACAUCGUGGUGUUGAUACCAACCGCGCACGUGAGCAAGCUGCGCGAGACUCAUUGGAGCCGCUUGAAGCAGUUUAGAGUCCAGGUUGUGAAAGUGCCUUGGGAACUUCCCCCUGAGCUCUACUGGUGGCCGGACAAUUGGCAUCCAGGCAAAGUGGACGGCUGGUGCGGGCCGCAAGACUUGGUCCGCCUUCACACCACCGGCCUGGACUCCUUCGAUGCCGUAGCCUUCUACGACCAGGAUGUGGAGUUCCACGGAGCCCUGCUCUGCAGACUUUGUAGGAUCUUGAGCACCAUGAAGCUUCUUAUUGCAGGCUCCGAUGUUGGUUGCGUUCCGUCUCAGCUGUGCUCCGUUGCGCUUCCCUGGGCUAUUUCCUCAGCACUUCCGGUGGCGUCGGCGAGCCCCUCAAUAUCGGUUUCUUUGCGCUCCGGCCGGACCGGCGACUUCUUCGGGCCGCCGAGCUCUUUGCCUGGAACAUCACCUUCAACCGCACCAGCGGCUGGGGCGGGGGAGGUUUCAAGCCCGCUGGCGGCUACUUUGUGGGGGCAGAGUGUGGUCAGGGAUACUUCCACACGCUCUACUACCAUCGGAGCGAGAAGGCCGCACCAAACUCGUGCCAAGAAAGCACUGAAUGCUGCGGAAGUGCCUGCUUUCGAACAGCCGCAGGGGCUGAAGAUGCGGCAGAUUGACCAGUGCAUUUGGAACUAUCAGACAGGGAGCCAUUGCCCCUACAAGUUCGACUGCAACCUGGUGAAAGCCCACCACAAGCCCACCCAGAAGGAGCAUGGGCGCGAUUGUCCCAAGUUGAAGUACAGGAGCGCGACCACAACCACCACACCAGCAACACCCAAGGAGCCCAAGAGCUGCCAAGUGGUGCAAGUACAGAUUGGUGCCAGCUGCAAGUGCGGAGGCAUCUUUUCCAAGUCUGUGGAGGUGUCUGGUGCCAUCCAGGACUGCGAGCGCGCAUCCUGCAACAACAGCGGCGACCAGUUCAGCACCAUGACCUUUCCAAUCACUGGGGACAUUCGAAGCGCUGUGAGGGUGAGCUCCGGGUGUGGAUGCGAGUGUAAACGCCAUCUUGAUCGUGCUUCUUGCUUGCCUUGA